CAAUGAUUAUGCGUUUAAUCUAUGAGGCUGAAGCAUUUAGCAUUUGGGUUCUCUUCCAGUCUUCGGUGGCUUGGCCAUCUCCAGUGAAGGCGAUAUGAUUAUUUUAAAGAGUGUACUGCUACCCUACAGUUCCAAUUGCUGCCCGUCAGUUGGUGCAUCGAAAAAGAUUACAUGAAUUGUUCUACAGUCGAAGUUCAAAUUUUGAGCUUGUGCAGACUAUGAAAUAAUGUUGUGGUUUGUAUGAUUUGGUGGAUUGUUUGAUGAUUCAAAGAUAACGAAUCAAAAAAGACUUCUCCAAAAUUGCUCGAGACGAAUCAUAACGUUUGAAAGGUUUUCAUCCGACUAGUUCAUACGCGUUUUGCAAUUGAGUAAUAAGUCAAACAACACAUGUAUAUAUGACCAGUGUGGUGCUCGGCCGAUACUCGAUUCAUAUAAUAAUGGCUGGCAAGAAAAACUCAGCGCCCACCAAAUUUUCUGGGAAAAGAGGAGCCACCAGUAGUUUACGCACGACACGAAAUCAAAAGCUAGAUCCUCAGCAAAAUCCCAAGCAAGAAAUAGAAGAUUCAGAAUCUGAAGAAGAGCUGAAACGGCAACAGAUCCUCUUGAACAUAUUCAGCGACACGUUCCGCGAUGUGCUCGAGGCAGAGGACUUCAGCGCCCAGCUCCAGGAGGUGAAAGCGGCGCUAUUCAACCGCGAUUUCGAAGGCGCGUUUGCGCGCGAGGCGGCCUUGGACGUUUAUGCGGCGCGCUGGUCGCCCACGCGAGCACUAUGCUACGGGCAGGUUCUCCGUGGGCUCGACUCGCAUUUGAGUAACCUUACAGGCGUGAAUUCACACCAUAACGCCGAAGACAAUGACUCGCAUAAGGGGGGCGAUGAGUUCGAAACCAGAGGUUCCUCAACUCAUCAUGGCGAGAGCGCCCUGGAUGAAAAGACCAGAGACGCAGUCUUAGACGAACUAGGGGGAUCAACGGCGGCAAUACAGCAGGGAGAUGGCGAAAGGGAAGGAAAUGACAAGGUCCUCAGAAUCCUCGCAAUAGGCGGCGCUGCAGCCGAAAUCGUUGCCUUCGCAGACUAUAUAUCAAGCCACAACGCCAGCACGAUUUCCACCCGAGCGGAAAUCACUCUCCUUGACGUAGGGCCAUGGGCAUCCGUAGUCCAAAGGCUGCAGACAGCCCUAACGACAACGCCGCCGAUAUCGCGCUACGCCAGCGCCGCAGCGCGAGAAGCGAACAAGCCUCUCACAUCGCCCCAACAUUUCCAGUCAAGCUUCGCACAGAAAGACAUCUUAUCCCUAAGCGAAGGGGAACUAAGCGAGCUCAUCGCAGGACGAGAUAACAGCCCUGUUCUAAUAACCCUUCUCUUCACGCUGAACGAGCUGUACACCACGAGCGGAAUCAAGCGAACGACGUCGUUCCUCCGCCUUCUAUCAAGUAUCGCGCGAUCGGGAACUUUGCUCCUCGUGAUCGACAGCCCGGGGAGUUACUCCGAGGCCGCGGUGGGCAAGGAAGCGAAGCGGUAUCCGAUGCAAUGGUUGCUAGACCACACGCUUCUCGACUCUUCGAGACCGAGGAGACGGACGGCAGAGAACGAUGUUGAACAGGGAAAGGCAGAGAAAUCGGAGCAGAGAUGGGAGAAGAUAGAGUCGAAUGACUCUGUUUGGUUCCGCGUCGCCGAGGGCUUGCGGUAUCCGAUCUCGCUGGAGAAUAUGCGGUAUCAGAUGCAUUUGUACCGCGCGUGUAGCAGUUAAGGGGUAGGGGGUUGUACUAAGUUUGCAGUAGCAUAUGGUAUACCUGGAAACUUGUUUGGUCAUGUAUCUCGGUGACUAUUUACCUAUAUAUGUAGGUACUUAACUCAGAGCUUUGGAAAGAUCUAGGCUAGAGUUAGACGUUACCAAUUGGAAAUAUCAGCGGCAAA
This is a messenger RNA of Xylaria bambusicola, 1915 nucleotides long. RefSeq lists its product as uncharacterized. Lineage: Eukaryota; Fungi; Ascomycota; Sordariomycetes; Xylariales; Xylariaceae. The transcript has a single exon. The record is from RefSeq and is a predicted model, not a curated record. The coding region runs from base 396 to 1748 and encodes 450 amino acids.